AUGCACAUGGCAUUUAAUCCAUUCCUGGCCAGGCCAGAUCUGGCUUUGCUACCACCCUAUCUACAGCCGCCCCCGUUUCCCUCGUUACCCGGUCCAACCGGCUUCUUUCCACGUUUGCCCACCGAAAUGGCUGACCUUGUCCCAUCAGUACCGCCGCCACCUGGUGCACAUAUUCCGGAAGAGGAUGGUGUGGUCGACGAUCCGAAAGUGGAGCUGGAUGACAAAAAUCUGUGGGAUCAGUUCUGCACCUGUGGCACCGAAAUGGUGAUCACCAAAAGCGGGAGGUAUUUUCUUUUCUAA
Gongylonema pulchrum is the source of this 300-nucleotide messenger RNA. The record is from the annotation of a GenBank genome assembly. NCBI's taxonomy places the organism in Eukaryota, Metazoa, Nematoda, Chromadorea, Rhabditida, Gongylonematidae.